This is a messenger RNA of Parnassius apollo (apollo), 2151 nucleotides long. Lineage: Eukaryota; Metazoa; Arthropoda; Insecta; Lepidoptera; Papilionidae. The record is from the annotation of a GenBank genome assembly.
AUGGAAGUCAACCCCUUAAACAUAUUUUUUGUGAAGUCGGACAGUAAAGGUGACAGGUUAUUGUUUAGAUACCCUUACACGUCGGAAAAUAAAGAUGAAAACAAACAGAAGAAAUGCGGCCGUCACAACCCGUACGCAAUUAAUUCUACUGAAGAUCUGUUGCAAAAUCCACAGUCCCAAACCUCGAAUAUAUGCAAAGGUCAGCUAAGUGGUUUCACAGAUGAAAUGCUUUCAACUUUGUUUGCUGUAAAAGCUGAAUUAUGCAAUAGAAAGUUUGAGCUUAAAGUGAACGAUGUGAGGUUUGUGGGGCACCCAACACUUCUGCCUUACAGAACAAAUAAAGAUGAUACAGCAGCUAUGAUACUUAUAAACAUUGUUUUUGCAUUGCAAGCAUCAGCAAGUCAUUCAAUUGUCAAGUGCUAUUAUGAUUUGAGCAAAAGGUUGGGUAAAGCCUUGAGACAUGAAGAAAAAAGGUGUUCAUAUUUGACUGAAGAAAUGAAAAUAAUGUUAGCUGCACAUGACGAGGUUUCAGCACUUGAUAGUGAAAUAAAUUCAGGGGAAAAUGAUGAAGAAGAGGAAAACUUACGCCACUCUGUGAGCUCAACAACUUAUGGUACCGAAAUCUGUGAAAAUGGUGCCACUCCUAAAUCGGCCUUUCACCUAAUACUGCAGAGAAGCUCACUGGCAAGAUCCAUGAAAGCUGUGUUUGAAGGUCUCAGUUCCACAGGUAUUGUACAAGUCCGAAUAAACAAAUGGGUGCUCCUAUCCUUUUGCUUACCUCACAAAGCUCAUCAGAUUCAUAACAGAGGUUUAAUAAUUGAACCAGAAACCAUUGACAAAUGUCUGCAGAAACUCAGACCCUAUCAUGGAAUGCUUCUGUUGGUUGAUCCAAAUUAUCUACUAGCAUCUAUUCCUCUUGAUGGAAGUCCGGCCUUAUUAAGAUUGAUCAAGCUUUACAGUCCGCUAAAAAGCCUUCAGACGCUUGCUAUUGAAGCAGACCUAUCUUUUACACAGGUAUCACAGCUAACUGGACAUCUUGUGUAUUGGGCAAAGGCGACUGUCAUCUAUCCGCUUUGUGAGGGCAACGUCUAUGUAGUGGCCCCUGGGGCUAAUGUUCAUAUACACUCACCUUUGUUAGAAGAGUUUACGAAGGAAUUUCCUGGGCUUUGUUUGUUGCAAAUGCUCAGUGAAUUCUCUCUCCCAGCUCCACUGUGGUACCUACACACAUAUGUGCAAUUCAAUUCACCGCAUUGGGGCCGGGAUCCGGAUGGCAAAGAGUACUACUGCGAGAAACACGACAUUUACAACCAAUCGUGCAACGUCUCUUUCUCCUCACUGAAUCAAUUGCACCUCAAUGUUCCGGAACCGGUUGAGGCAAGGGAAAGCACUAACGCGUUCCCAGAUUCCGACGAGGACUACCCUACUGAAAACAAUUUGAAUCAGACAGAUUUUUCUCAUACACAACCAAUUGUGAUUGAGUCAGAUCAUCCAAAGUACGAAAAGUUCCACGAAGUAGACUCAGCUAAUCAUUCGUUUGACGAUGGCGUAGACGUAGUUGAUGGUAUGAGCAAACCUAAUGAUAUUAACAGCAAUGAUUAUGAUAAAAGUGAUCAGAAAAAGCAAGGUAAUUCUGUUGAUAGUGGCAUAUCGAAUAAUAUAAAUGGUACUAAUAAUAAUGUUGUCAGUGAGAAGACCAAGUUACAUGUCAAUGGGCGUAUAGAGAUGGUUAAUGGAGAAAGGGAAAGCGUUGAAAAAUCAAUGAGCACGGUAACAUCUCGAUUAUCAGAUACAUCGCUGAAAGACACUGAUGUAUCGAAUAAUGAUGAAGACACACUCGACGGUGGUGAUAUAUCGCCGCGACUGAAGAACAGUAAUGGGCUGGUCAACGGUAAUGAGAAAAAGAAUGGAGUAUCACUAAAUCUGAAGUUACAAAGUGAAAUGUGUUUCCAGGCGGCGACGGUGUGCGUGGCGGCUGGAGCGGGUGCGGGCGCGGGUGGCGGGUGCGCGGCGCGCGCGUCGCCGCUGCUCGCUUUCUCGGGUGCCGAGCGCGCCGCGCUGGCCGCGCUGCCCGCCGCCGCGCACCCCGAUGACCUGCUGCUGCUGGCGCGCCUGCACAACAAGGGUCAGCAUCAGUAUGUCUCGCGCGCAUAA